Messenger RNA from Lichtheimia ornata, 2046 nucleotides. RefSeq lists its product as uncharacterized. The transcript has 2 exons. Gene Ontology annotation, molecular function: protein binding. Bases 1 to 2046 code for a protein of 681 amino acids. The record is from RefSeq and is a predicted model, not a curated record. Lineage: Eukaryota; Fungi; Mucoromycota; Mucoromycetes; Mucorales; Lichtheimiaceae.
AUGACCGUAUCAGCACUAUCAGACUUGCAAGACCUUCUUCAACCUCCACCCAUUGCCGCCUCGUAUCGUGAUGCAGCCACUGUCAUUAGUAGAGCAACAAGUCGAAUUCAGCAAUGUCUUGACACAAACGACAUGGACCAACUAGUCAGCUUGCUUGAGGAUCGUGCACGACAAUUGGCCUUGGUCGCUUCGUUUGACACCGCUUUACGUGACGCAGCCGUCAUUCAAUCGUUGGACCCGUCGUCUGCUAUCGGCUAUCAGUGUGCUGGGGAUGUUUAUAUACAACAAGGACGACAGCUUGCAGCUAUCAAUGAAUACACCAAAGGACUUGAGAAUAUGGCCGUUCCUGAUCCACAGCUGGAGAGAUCAAUACGCGUUGCCAAGGAGCAUUUGAGCAAAAAGAUGGAUCCUGUUAGCUUAUUACCUGAAGAAGUCGUGGCGACCAAUAUCAUACCGAGAUUGAUGAGAGACGAGCGGUUGCAUUCAUCCAAACCAUGUCCCUAUUUGUAUGUUUCCCGGAUAUGGCGAGAGCGGGUUCUUCAAUACGAUUGCCUUUCUUUUUGGUUGUCAACGAGAUCACCACAUGACGCUGACAAGGACGUGGCUGAUCAAGUGCAGCAUGCUGAAUUGAUCCGCUUUGCACCAUUCAUCAAGAAACUUUACAUGAAACUAGAAAGCAAUCAUGAUCCAUGUCAUAUCCUCGAACAAGCGACUUUUAGGAAUAAGCAAAGAAAUGCUCGCGACUUUGGACCUUUAUCUAUCAUACAAGUGAUCGGCCAUGGAUUGACGCAUUUGGAUAUGGAUACUCGAUACGAGAUGGAAAUCAAUUUGGAAGAUUUGAUGGGAACAUGUCCAAACCUUGUAUCAAGCAGACUCGGCUCCGAGGUUUUAUUGAAUACGGCAUCCCUGGUCAACAAUCAUGUAUACCCAAAGAUGAUCCAUUUCGAGAUACGGAACCAGCGGACCACCCUUUCUCAAGAGAAUCUUGAAGCCAUGUUCAAAGCCUUCCCUUCAUUGAUCAAGCUCAGAGCAACACAUGGUAAAGGCACAAGAUCACUUUCGUUGAUCCAUCGAUAUUGCCCACGAAUACAAUGGAUUGAAUACAAUGGUGCACCCUAUGCGCCUGCCGAGCCUCCUCCUUAUCCAAGUGACCAUCAUGAUAAUGACCAUCCUAACGCAAUCAUUCUUCGUUCCAAUGUCAAGUUUCAUAUGGAUGAUGUGGUCUCCGGUGUUCGUUCGCAUGCUGACACUCUUGAGUUUUUCGACUUUGUGGGGAGAUUUGAUGGUGGCAUGCCGAGUAAUAUGGAUCACACACCCGUUCAUUUUCCUCGACUGAUACAAUUCGGGCUCUACAGCAGGAGGCGCUAUGACGUUCGAUUUUCUUGUUGGAUGCUUUCGAAUUCGCCUAAUUUGGAAUUUGCCAGAUUGAGAGCUUCCGGUGUUCUUUCUGAGACACUCGAUUGCUUGCGAUCAUCGCGUCAUUUGAAGCGAUUACAAAUUGCACUAUCUCCACGACCAGCUCAAGACGAUUAUCAUCAGGCAUUGGAACGGUUUUUUCAGCAUCAUGUUAAACUCGGCAAGACAUCGAGCUUGGAAACCUUAUCCUUGUACAGCAUUCCUCCACCAUCAUCGAAUGAUGACACUGUGCCUGUUCUUGCCUCUUGGCUAUUGUCUGUCGCCCACCUCUCACGUCUCAAGUCUCUCACGCUACAUGUGGAAUUCGAUAUGGAUGCCAGCUUUUUGCCGUUUAUGAAUGCAUUAUCGCAACAUUGUCAUAUCCUGGAAUUUAUCGAUUUGUGCUGCUUUGAGUAUUCGGUGGAAGAAGGGUCGCUUUCUCCAUUGCAGCGCCUCAGAAAUCUCAAGCAUGUAGGAAUUCACGCAAGGACUCUACCUGAAGAAGACAUUCUGCACUUCCAAAAUUUUCCUGCCUUAAAGCAGCUAUACGUUUCCACCAACAUGUUGAGCCAGAAUACACAGGAUACGCUUUUAGCCAGCAUCGAAAAAGUAGUCAUCAAAUGCACGACAUACACUACCACCGCUGUUUGA